Condylura cristata (star-nosed mole) is the source of this 5852-nucleotide messenger RNA. It is a transcript of the gene WDR62, whose product is annotated as WD repeat domain 62. NCBI's taxonomy places the organism in Eukaryota, Metazoa, Chordata, Mammalia, Eulipotyphla, Talpidae. The transcript is spliced from 32 exons. The record is from RefSeq and is a predicted model, not a curated record. Gene Ontology annotation, molecular function: protein binding. Gene Ontology annotation, biological process: neurogenesis; regulation of mitotic cell cycle; mitotic spindle organization. The coding region runs from base 101 to 4717 and encodes 1538 amino acids. Gene Ontology annotation, cellular component: mitotic spindle.
UUUCCCGCGGCUGUUCGCUAUUCGAAUGGGUCGUGGCGGCGGCGGCGGCAGCGGCGGCGGCGGUUGAGGCGUGUAACGGUCGCCCUGCUCCGGAGCGACGAUGGCGGCUUUAGGGGCUGGAGGUUACGCGCGGAACGAUGCAGUCGAGAAGCUGCCAACUGUCAUGGCGGGAGUUCCGGGGCGGAGGACCCAGUCCUCUCCGCCCCCCGCUCCACCGCUUUGCCUCCGGCGGCGGACGCGACUGUCAGCGGCGCCUGAGGACUCGGUGCAGAACCGGGUGUCCCUUGAGAAGGUGCUCGGCAUCACCGCCCAGAACAGCAGCGGCCUGACCUGUGACCCCAGCACGGGCCAUGUGGCCUACCUGGCAGGCUGUGUGGUGGUGAUUUUGAGCCCUAAGGAGAACAAGCAGCAGCACAUUUUUAAUACUGCCAGGAAAUCCCUGAGUGCUCUGGCCUUCUCCCCCGAUGGCAAGUACAUCGUGACGGGCGAGAACGGGCACAGGCCUGCUGUGCGCAUCUGGGACGUGGAUGAGAAGAGUCAGGUGGCAGAGAUGCUGGGCCACAAGUACGGUGUGGCCUGUGUGGCCUUCUCCCCCAACAUGAAGCACAUCGUGUCCAUGGGCUACCAACACGACAUGGUGCUCAACGUCUGGGACUGGAAGAGGGACAUUGUGGUGGCCUCCAACAAGGUAUCGUGUAGGGUCAUCGCCCUCUCCUUCUCAGAGGACAGCAGCUAUUUUGUCACCGUCGGGAACCGGCAUGUGAGGUUCUGGUUCUUGGAAGUCUCCACAGAAGCCAAGGUGACAGGCACGGUGCCCCUCGUGGGUCGCUCGGGCAUCCUGGGUGAGCUGCACGACAACAUCUUCUGUGGUGUGGCCUGUGGCCGUGGCCAGAUGGCAGGCAAUACCUUCUGUGUGUCCUACUCGGGCCUCCUAUGCCAGUUCAAUGAGAAGAGGGUGCUGGAGAAGUGGAUCAACCUAAAGGUCUCCCUGGCUUCCUGCCUCUGUGUCAGCCAGGACCUCAUCUUCUGUGGCUGCACAGACGGGACCGUCCGCAUCUUCCAGGCCCACAACCUGCACUACCUCGCCAACCUGCCCAAGCCUCACUACCUCGGGGUGGACGUGGCCCAGGGCCUGGAUCCCAGCUUCCUCUUCUACAGAAAGGCAGAAGCAGUCUACCCAGAUACAGUGGCACUGACCUUCGACCCCAUCCACCAGUGGCUGUCCUGUGUGUAUAAGGACCAUAGCAUCUAUAUCUGGGACGUCAAAGACAUCAACAAAGUCGGCAAGAUGUGGUCAGAGCUCUUCCACAGCUCCUACGUCUGGAAUGUGGAGGUGUAUCCUGAGUUUGAAGAUCAGAGAGCUUGUCUGCCAUCAGGCUCUUUCCUGACUUGUUCCUCAGACAAUACCAUCCGCUUCUGGAACAUGGAUAGCAGCCCUGAUUCCCACUGGCAGAAAAACAUCUUCAGCAACACCCUGCUGAAGGUGGUGUAUGUGGAAAACGACAUCCAGCACCUGCAGGACAUGUCACACUUCCCAGACCGGGGCAGUGAGAGCGGGACGCCUGUGGACGCGAAGGCCGGGGUGCGAGUCAUGCAGGUCAGUCCUGACGGCCAGCACUUGGCUUCAGGCGACCGAAGUGGAAAUCUGAGGAUCCACGAGCUGCACUUCAUGGACGAGCUGGUCAAGGUGGAGGCCCAUGAUGCUGAGGUGCUGUGCCUGGAAUACUCCAAGCCGGAGACGGGACUGACUCUGCUGGCCUCGGCCAGUCGGGACCGGCUGAUCCACGUGCUGAACGUGGAGAAGAACUACAACCUGGAGCAGACCCUGGACGACCACUCCUCCUCCAUCACGGCCAUCAAGUUUGCUGGCAACAGAGACAUCCAGAUGAUCAGCUGUGGGGCUGACAAGAGCAUCUACUUUCGCAGUGCCCAGCGGGCCUCAGAUGGACUGCACUUCGUCCGUACCCACCACGUGGCAGAGAAGACCACCUUAUACGACAUGGACAUUGACAUCACCCAGAAGUACGUGGCUGUGGCCUGCCAGGACCGCAAUGUGAGGGUCUACAACACGGUGAACGGGAAGCAGAAGAAGUGCUACAGGGGCUCCCAGGGAGACGAAGGGUCCCUGCUGAAGGUCCACGUGGACCCCUCCGGUACCUUCCUGGCCACCAGCUGCUCUGACAAGAGCAUCUCAGUGAUCGACUUUUACUCGGGGGAAUGCAUUGCCAAGAUGUUUGGCCACUCAGAAAUCGUAACCGGCAUGAAGUUCACCUAUGACUGUCGUCACUUGAUCACAGUGUCUGGAGACAGCUGCGUGUUCAUCUGGCACCUGGGCCCGGAGAUAACGAGCUGCAUGAAGCAGCACUUGCUGGAGAUCAACCGCCAGGAGCAGCAGCAGCAGCACACGCGGCCCGGGAAGUGGAGCAGCCAGCCCAGGCAGGAGACGUUUGUGUCCGUGCCCAGCGAGGUUUGCUCCCUGAGCCCUGGUGAGCAGACAGAGGGCGAGCUGGAGGAGGAGUGUGACCCGGAAGAGUUGCUGAAGACCCCCUCCAAAGAGAGCUUAGAUCCAGGGCCUCAGUGCCUGCUGACCAACGGGAAGCUGCCACUCUGGGCAAAGCGACUGCUGGGAGACGACGACGUGUCAGAAGGCUCCAGCUUCCACACCAAGCGCAGCUACCAGCCGCACGGCCGCUGGGCGGAGCGGGCCGACCAGGAGCCCCUCAAGGCCCUCCUGGAUGCCCGGAACCUGGACUGCUGCUUCACCCCCAUGAAGCCGGAGAGCCUCGAUGACUCCACCAUGGAUGGCUUGGAGCCACAGAACCUGGCGGGCCUGCUGAGCAAGUCAGAGAGUCCCCAGGAGAAUGGCUGCGGGCUUUCCUCCUUCCUGCCCCCCCAGAGGGAGUCCUCGGAGGCCAACCAGCUCCUCGUCGGCUCGCUGGAGGCGGAGGUGACACUCACAGGGACAGGCAGCAGAUACAGUGAGCAGGAAGUAGGGGGGGCAUCUGGAGACCAGCAAGGUGACCCCUACCUCAGGGCCUCCUCCGUCGACUGCAAGGACCUGAGCCCACCUGAGGACUCGGGGGAGUCAGAGGCCGACGUGGAGUACAGCUUUGCCGCUGUCCAUUCCUCGCCCCCACUGCUGGGCCCAGAGCUGCGCUCUGACGUGAUGGUGUCCCCCACCCCAGGAUGCCCAGGCACCACGGAGGAGCUGGCCCGGCCCGAAGUGCCCGGCAUACCCAGCAGCUCCCUGCCCCAGACGCCAGAGCAGGAGAAGUUCCUUCGCCACCACUUCGAGACGCUGACUGACGCCCACCCUGAGGAGCUCUUCCACGGGUCGCUGAGAGACGUGAAGGCCUCUGAGGCCGAGGACUACUACUUCAAUCCCCGGCUGAGCAUUUCAGCCCAGUUCCUCUCUCGCCUCCAGAAGACAUCCAGAUUCACCAACACUUUCCCCCCUCGGCUGUCGCUGCACCUCAUGAAGUCCCCAGAGGCCAAACUCACCGACCAUCGGAGGAGCCAGUCCAGAGCAGAGCCCCUGAAAGCCAGGCCUGGUCACACCUCCCCAGGCAGGACCAGUAUGCUCUCUGGAGGGAAGGCCGAGGAGCCCCACGAUUCCAUGGAGGCCUGGUACCCAAUGAACCCCAGCCUCACAGGCCUGCCACCCUGGCUCCCCUCUUCUGCGUUGCUGCUCCCAGACAGGAAUCCUUUGACACCCACGGCCGCAGCCACCCCAGACCUGGCUCAGGGUCGCCGCACCUCCUCCCCCUGCCCCUUCAUGGAGGCCACGGACAACUCCCGUGCCAAGGCAUCACGCAGCAUCUCCCUCGAGGACAGUGAGGACCCUGAUCUGGCUGAGCUGGCCAGGCCCCUCCGCAGACCCUCCUCCAUGGGGGAGCUGGUCACCCUGAGCCAGGAUCUCCAGGCCAUCACUACCACAACGGCACUGGAUUCUGACAGUGAGGACCCAGGGCCUGUUCUCCCACCCUGGGGCAACCAUGAGGCCCGAGCCAACCUGAAACUGACCCUGUCAAGCGUCUGUGACAAACUCUUGCUGCCCCAACCCCUGCUGGCAAUACCCCACACACAGGAGCCCAUGGCCACCCAGCCCAACUCGAUAGCCUCGACAGCCAGCUGCCCAGCCUCCAGCCCUGUGGAUGGGAGCACCCCAAAACUCCUCACCUCUGCCUUUGUCUCAAGUCUCCUGACCCCUGAGCUCCCUGCUCACUCCAACAGCCCCACACCUCCAGAGGCCACACCCGAGAUCCCUGGAAGCUUCACCUCCCUCCUGGAGUCCAGCCCUGGUGCGCUGGUCCCAGGCAGUCCUGGACACUGGGGGGAGCCCAGGCUGCCACCUAGGGUCCUGCCCGCUCCCCCCUGUGAGCUGAGCAGUGCGGGGACUGUUGUGCACAGACUGCAGGUGGCCUUUCAAGAUGCCCUGGAACUGUACCACCUGAUAGUGUCCAGUGACCAGGUGAGCACCGAGCAGCAGCAGGCCCAGUCUGACCUGACCUCCACCUUCCUCUGGAUCCACAGCCACUUAGAGGCCAACGACGGGCUGAUGGGGACUGAUGGGGUCUCAGCCCGGGCCCUGCCCAGCCUGGGCGCCCCCUCCCCGCCCACGCUGUGCCCCCUGGCCAGCCCAGAUCUGCGCGCCCUGCUGGAGCACUACUCAGAGCUGCUAGUGCAGACCGUGCAGAGGAAGGUGCAGGGGCGCUGAGGGCAGCCGCCUGCCUCCGCCUUGGCACUGCUGUUCCUGAAGAAACAGGUGUUUUAAACAAAUAAACCGACAGCUUGGAGGAACAGAUCCUGGUGCUCUCCUGGCAUCACACGGCCCCCUUCAGAUGAAUGCAGAGAGGGAGGGUGGAGAGCAAAGCCCUGGAGCUCCAGUAUGCCUUGCCAGGCCCUGCGCCAGGACUCCGUUAGCGGGAGCACGGGCCAGCACACCGAGGAGCGUGCAAACUGCAGUGAUGACCCCAGCGCCUGGCUCCCGUCAUCCAGCCCCCGCGCACCAGUGGUGCCCAGGGAGGGGCUUGCCCUUCUGUCCUGCCUCACUGAAGUCCAAGGACAGUGGCGUCACAUGUGCCAGGCACUGGCCCCUGGUAUACACUGCCGCGCCCCGAAGCACGGCCCACACUGGAUCCUGGAAGUCAGGCUUUGUCCCCAUCUGUAGCAGUGGCGACUGAGGAGAGGCAGGCUCAGCCCAUGGACAGUCCAGGCAGCAGGCCAGGCUGCCCAGCAGCCCCAGCCUCCCCUGAGCGACCAUUGCUGGUACCAGCCUCCCCAGGCAGCAGGCUUCGGGCCCCUAGGAAGGCUCUGGCCCGAGGGUCCCACGUCAGGAAGUCAUUUGGGGGGUGGGAGUUCCUGAGUCCUGCUCCAGUGGUCCUGCCCCGCCCCCCAGGAAGGGGCUCAGAGCCAGCAUCUCGCCCAGGCCUUCAUGCUGAGACUCUGGCUAGGCCUUCCUGGGGCACAGUCAUGUUCCCCUGCGCCCUCCAGACACUGGCACCGCUGGGUCCACUGAGCAGAGGUUGAGAAGAUCCUGCCAGGCCCGGGAUUCCUGUCAUGUUCUCCGCCUUAGAAGAGUGAGGGUCAAGACAGGCAGAGCCUGCUAUCGUGGCAUUUACCUUCUAGAGGUGCAACACGGGAUUCAGGAUAUAUCUAACUGAGGGGGUUCACCGGCCGGCUGAAGAGGGGUGGAGAGGCCUUUGUGAGCGAACAUCUCCCCUGAGCCCACGUGGCAUCUUGGGAAAGGAUCCAGCCCCACAGGAGGAGGAGGAAGAUCACAUAGGUGUGAGGGAAACGAACGCCGGGAUGGCUGGGAAGGCGUGAGCUGGGGGGGACUGGAGGGGUACGGG